UCCCAUUUUGCCCGUGAUUGAUGCUGCCCUUGAAUUUCGCCAACGAGAAAAGACGGCCAUAUGUCAAUUUCCGUUCCCGCGAUUACGUACCUAAGAUAUCUGAAUAUCCUUUCCAGGAAAUUCGAAGAAGACUUUUUAGCACAACACGCUAAGAAAUACAUAGACGCGCCCAUCCAAGUGUGUGUUCCCAAAGGCCCGGAUUCGGGCUCACGCUAAAUCAUAGCCACCAGACGGAAUCCGAAUUUCAAACAGCUAUCUCAUCGAUCUAUAGCUCAUUGCGAAAGUCCACAUAUUGACCUCGGGAGCUAUUGUUUUGCCUUAACGGUACCCACCAUGAUUUUCGAGGCCAUAGUCCUUCUUGUGGCGACUGCCCUUAUCGCUAUCAUCAUCGAUGAGCAGACUGAGCCAAAGGCUAGUUUGCCAAGAGUCGGUUCAGAUCCGGGACCCUUCAAUCUUCUGAAGUGGUGGGCUCGAUGGAAAUGGCUCCAACACGGACAUGAAAACGUCGUGCGAGAGUAUCAAAAGUCCCCCUUCCAAAAUUAUUGCACUCAGACAUUAAUGGGUGACACCAUCGUCCUCGGCCGGGAAUUCGUAAAUGAGUUCAACAUGCUCCCUGAAUCGAAACUGAACUCGACCGCCGCUUUGGUAGACAGCGUUUUGGGUCAAUACACUGGGGUAGAUCAUCUAUUGAAGGACCAUUUGACUACAGAUAUUUGCAGAGGACCUUUCACAAGACAUCUAGCGAACUUUAUUCCUGUCAUGGCUGAAGAACUUGAAGCUGCCAUGGCGGAAAAGCUUGAAUUUGACGACUCAAAAGUGUUUGACGCCUAUGAUCUACUACUCGACUUCAUACAUCGGAUCACGUCCAUCGUAUUUGUGGGCAAAGCGCACGGCCGGAACCCGAUAUGGAACCAUGCUGUCACAAUAUUGCCAAUUGACGUCGAAAUAACGAAAUUCAUCUUGCUGCCAUUCCCAAAAUUUCUUCGUCGCUUCAUUGCACCGCUGAUUCCACAGAGAAACCGAGUCUUUCGUCAGCGUAUUGCAGUACGCAAUAUGCUCUUUCCCUCGUCCCAAGAGAUGGUGUCUAGUGAGGAGCCAAGCGUUAUGAAACUGCUUGUCGAGAGCGGGAAGGACAAGAGCCCCGACAGUAUAACUGCGAGACUCAUGAUCUUGACUGGGGCUGCGCUUCACACCUCGUCCAUGGCGAUAGCUCAUGUGGUAUAUGACCUCUGCGCAAUGCCGGAAUACAUAGAACCUUUGCGCCUCGAAGCAAAGGCCGCUCUCGAUCAAGACAGUGGAGAGUGGAAGAUGUCGACUAUCAAGAGACUUCAUCAGCUAGACAGCUUUUUGAAGGAAUCUCAGCGCAUGAAUCAUACCUCGUUUCUUGGAUUUAACCGCAAAGUCAUGUCACCGAUCACGCUGUCGGACGGCACAACCCUACCACGUGGGGCUGAGAUCGCUGCCCCUGGAGGACCAAUGUCUCACGAUCCGGAGUUCUACGACGAGCCCGAGAGAUUUGAUGGUUUACGUUUCUACCGUUCGAGAGACAAUGAAGACACAUUUUCAUCGGGUAUACACGAUUACACCGGGAUCGAGCCCGGGAAUUUGUCGUGGGGAAACGGGAGAUUCACCUGCCCCGGGAGAUGGUACGCAGCCGUUAUGAUCAAGCUGAUUGUAGCGAGGCUACUCCUGGAUUAUGAUCUCUCAUUCCCUCCUGGCCAAAAAGAGCGGCCGCGCAACGGGAAGUACGAUACGGAUGUUCAUCCAAGUUUUGAGCAGAAGAUUGUUCUAAAGAAGAGGGGAGCAGUAUGAGAGGUCUUAUUGUAGCACUCAAGCACAGGGGAUGAAAGGUAUCCAACAUCUUUUAG
Messenger RNA from Diaporthe batatas, 1868 nucleotides. RefSeq lists its product as uncharacterized. The coding region runs from base 334 to 1812 and encodes 492 amino acids. Lineage: Eukaryota; Fungi; Ascomycota; Sordariomycetes; Diaporthales; Diaporthaceae. The transcript has 6 exons. Gene Ontology annotation, molecular function: monooxygenase activity; oxidoreductase activity, acting on paired donors, with incorporation or reduction of molecular oxygen; heme binding. The record is from RefSeq and is a predicted model, not a curated record.